CUUCCAUCCCGCUCUCCGACCGUCUGCCCAAGCCAUCGAGCACUUGAGCUCCUUCGUCGCCAUCUUCGACAUGACCGGACUGGACGCGAAUUGAAACAUCCCUGUGUGCGAGACUGAGGGCACCCGAAACAAUUCCACUCGCCCCGUUCGUUCGAGCAUGCCCGUGGGCUAGGACGGGACGUGAGUGUUUCUGCGGCACAGUUCGGGACUUGGGGAAGGGCGCGGCCACCCCUUCGUACCGUAAUCCGUAUCCACCAUGGACAUAUGGGGGAAGUCGAAGAAACACCAACAGAUUGUCGAGCCGCCAGAGAAACGAAUUUCAACGCCGGCUGGCCAGCGCCUCUCCGUCAUCCUUGAGAAUGGCGACACUCCCCGUACUACGAAGACACGUGACUCCCGCAUCUCAAUGCGAAAGAGUACCACCCUGGGUUUAGGAGAUGCGCCGCGCGAGAGCAUUGAAGAUCAGUCCAACAAUUCGUCUGGUUAUUCUUAUAGUGUGUGGUCGGGUGAGAAUACAGCCGGCGAGAAAUUUGGUGCGAUUAGGAAUCAUAAGCAAGUUGUGAAAAGAGGGGGGUGGAAGCGGCUGGCACUGAUAAUUGCAGUGAUACUGGCAAUAAUAAUAGCCGUAGCAGUGGGAGUCGCUGUAGGACUAAAGAAAAAGCAUAGCUCAUCGAAGCAUUCAGAUUCCCAAGGAUCUGCCUCCGUCGUCUCAGGCGCUGCUUAUACUGGCUCCCCAACGGCAACCGUUUCUAUUUCUCCUACCUUAAUACCGUCCAACUUCCCCCUUGGAUCCUACAGCAUGGUCACCUUCCUCGACACCGUCCAAGCGAACUGUACAUCGAAUGCUGCAACAUGGACGUGCUACCCAUACACCAUCUUCAACUCCGACCCCAACAAAGCAGUCGCCACAUUCAAUUGGAUAAUAUCCUCACCUUCAACCGGGAAAUACCAAAUCUCCAGCACCGAGAACCCUUUCUCUAUUUCGUUCACCAACCAGGACCUUGAAUUGCUAGAUAAAGGCCAAGAUACAGAGCGCUAUCACUUCCAGCUUACCCAGACAAAAACGGUGUCACCCUCGUCAUCGGUGACCAGUGAUAAUGCGGCGGUCGAGUGCAAUUUUGAAGGCACAUCACUGCAAGCUUUCCUAUACACAAAAAUGGGAAAGUCGUAUCCCGAUACCUCGAAGGGGGAAACGUCAGGGAAUCCGAGUUUCCCUGUAUGGCCAUUCGCUGUGCGUGUGGAACAAGCAGUCGGGGGCGGGCAAGACAUCCCUACAUGCUACAAGCUCAACAACGGAUCUAAAGGAGAGAAAAUCACAGAUGGAAUCUCAUCCCAGGACGCAGGGUCCCUUUGCUCUUGCCUGUACAAGAAUUGGAGGACGCCUACCCAUUGAUAUCUGGCCGGCCAUCUACGAAUUACCCACGUUUGUCUCGUCUCGUUCGGCUCUGUGACGCGUGCUGCACUUCCUUCCUCUUGAACCCUGGCUGUAUCCGUAUAUAUUUGUUAACUGUUUCACUGGAAGAUGUUUCAUAUCAGGUCAAGCGAGGAGUUAUCGGGGCGUAUAUUUGUCGUUUUACUCCCUGGCAGAGAUAUUGUAGUUUAGAAUAUACUGGCCUGGGCCGGAUGAUCU
Molecule: messenger RNA, 1630 nt
Organism: Lindgomyces ingoldianus
Lineage: Eukaryota; Fungi; Ascomycota; Dothideomycetes; Pleosporales; Lindgomycetaceae
Exons: 3
Coding region: 257-1393 (378 amino acids)
Source: RefSeq, a predicted model, not a curated record